AUGGGUGUUAUUGGUUCUGCCGCUGCUUUUAAGACAACCACUUAUGAUUCUAAAUUUCAUCAAAAUGGAUUAUGUCACUUCUUAGAGUACUGCCAACAUAAACCAGAAUGUUGCCAAGUAUUCCUUAAAAGAACAAAGAAACACAUCAGUAGAAAAUAUAAUCAUUAUUUUAAACAUUUUGCCGAAACAAAUAAUCUUGAACUCAUCCCUUCUCUGGUCGCAUACACAUUGCUUGGGUGGCCUGUUGAACGAACGGACGAAAUUGGUGUUAAUAUGAAGCAUAAAGUUGAGGAUUUGGAAAAAGAAGAGAUUAUUUUUCUCGAUGGAAAUAAGAUUAAGCUUCCGUUUAUCACACUUCACGAAAUUUAUUAUUCUCAUAGAAAUUCUCUAUGUCCUUUUAUUGUAUAUCCUCUAGUUUUUGGCAUUGUGGUCUUUGAAU
Racocetra persica is the source of this 439-nucleotide messenger RNA. The record is from the annotation of a GenBank genome assembly. Lineage: Eukaryota; Fungi; Glomeromycota; Glomeromycetes; Diversisporales; Gigasporaceae.